UGCCCAAAACGCUAAACCAGCGGUGGCGUUGGGGUUCUGAGCGCUAGGUUUCAGGAUUAGGGUUUUUGCUGCGCGCUAUCUGUCGGCCAUGGAUUCCAACUCGAAGAAGCGAAAGACCGACGAGAACGGCGCCGUCGCCACCUCUCUGGCGGGGCUGACUCCCGAGGACGCCCGCAAGAUCGUGGAGCCCUUCACCCGCGAUCAGCUCCUCGACAUCGUCCAGGAAGCCAUGUGUCGCGAUGCCGGCGUCCUCGACGCCGUCCGGGCCAUCGCGGACCGGGACCCUGCUCAGCGCAAGCUCUUCAUCCGCGGCCUUGGAUGGGAGACUACCACUGACGCCCUCCGCAACCUCUUCUCCUCGUACGGCGAGCUCGAGGAGGCCGUUGUCAUCGUCGACAAGGCCACGGGCAAGAGCAAGGGCUACGGCUUCAUCACCUUCCGCCACAUCGACGGUGCUCUCCUUGCCCUAAAGGAGCCCUCCAAGAAGAUUGACGGCCGCAUGACUGUCACCCAGCUCGCUGCUGCCGGCACCGCCGGCCCCACGGCCGCCGCUCCGCCCCCCAUCGACGUCUCCCUCCGCAAGAUCUUUGUCGGGAACGUCCCGGCUGACAUGCCUUCCGACCGCCUCCUCGCCCACUUCUCCUCCUACGGGGAGAUCGAGGAGGGGCCACUGGGGUUUGACAAGCAAACGGGCAAGUUCCGGGGGUUUGCCCUUUUUGUCUACAAGACGGCCGAGGCAGCCAGGGCGUCUCUUGUAGACCCCACCAAGAACAUUGAUGGGCACCAUCUGGUGUGCAAGCUUGCGAUUGAGGGGAAGAAGGGGAAGCCGGGGGCUCCGGCCACCGGCGCUGCUGUCCCGGUGGGUGGAGUCCAGGGCCAACCGAUGGGAGGCGGGGCUGAUAUCGGUGGGGAUAAGCUCGGAAUGGGUCACCAGUCCUCCUUGCCGAGCUCUCUGUCGAGCCAGUAUGGAGGGCCGGGCAGUGGGAUCUCUUCGUUUGGUGGUUACUCUGGCAGUGGGAUACCAGGUGCUGCAGGGCUGGGUCACCAUCAUCACCUGAACUCAUCUCUGCCGUCAUCGAUGGGUGCUGGCAAUCCAGGUAUGUCAUCGUUGGGAAGCCAGGUGCCUUCAUCUCUAGCUGGUGCUGGAGCUGGAGGUUAUGGAGGCGGUCUUGGGGGUCCGUAUGGAUCUUCGUCGCAGUAUGGUGGUCCUGGAUCUGGUGGCUAUGGUGGUUUUGGUGCGGCAUCAUCGCUGUACCGCUUGCCACCAAGCUCUGUUGGGAUGCCGUCUGGGGGUUAUCCUGAGAGCGGGCACUACCCGGCGUCCGCUUACCAGAGCCAGCACCACCCACCACCUGGCUCAUCUCCUGGAUCUAGGGUUCCGAGUGGAGGGCUUUACCAGAACCCAUACUACUAGGCAGAAUGAUAUCUCAGGUUGAAGAAGCCUGCUGCAAGAGCUCAUUUAUGCAGGGCCUAUUCUGUAAUUAAGUGCGAUUAUCUGGUAGGAUUCUUUAUUUAAAUUAAAUUGUUACAUUAUCAUUAUGGCUUUCUAUGUAUGAUCAUCUGUUGCUAGCCAGUUUCAAGUCUUCUCUUUUUUUGCUAGGGAAAAGCCUAUUGGUGUCCAUAUUGUUAUGAAUGUGAUGGAAGACAAAUGACAACCCCUUGACAGGCCCAAGGGGGGCUCUUGUAGGACGUGUGAAUUUGAGGUCGGUUAGGCGAAUUUGAUGAAUCACCCGUGCUGAAACGGGGCCUAUCCUUAUAGGAGGGUAACCACUUUGAGGAGGGAUGGGAGGGUAAUCACGGGAAUGGCAGGUCGGAGGACUAAUCAUAAAUGCCUCUACAUGUUCGGCUUGCUUGUGGGGGACGGUGGGCGAAUGAUCUAAGGAUCGAAACCGUGUAAAUUCGGACGAUAGCUGCAAUUGUUUUUUCUUUUGGUUAAAGUACAAAAGUUCCUCUCUGAGAACAAAUUUAAAUUGAAUUGUGAUUAUACAAGGUCCUCCUCGAUUGUAAUUGUGGAAAAUUCCAGACUGGUUAAACGAAGGGUCUGAUGCAUUUA
Molecule: messenger RNA, 2053 nt
Organism: Phoenix dactylifera (date palm)
Lineage: Eukaryota; Viridiplantae; Streptophyta; Magnoliopsida; Arecales; Arecaceae
Source: RefSeq, a predicted model, not a curated record